This is a messenger RNA of Hibiscus syriacus, 666 nucleotides long. RefSeq names its product agamous-like MADS-box protein AGL62. The transcript has a single exon. NCBI's taxonomy places the organism in Eukaryota, Viridiplantae, Streptophyta, Magnoliopsida, Malvales, Malvaceae. Gene Ontology annotation, biological process: positive regulation of transcription by RNA polymerase II. Bases 1 to 666 code for a protein of 221 amino acids. Gene Ontology annotation, molecular function: RNA polymerase II cis-regulatory region sequence-specific DNA binding; DNA-binding transcription factor activity, RNA polymerase II-specific; protein dimerization activity. The record is from RefSeq and is a predicted model, not a curated record.
AUGGUGAAGAGCAGCUCCAUCCGAGGUCGCCGGAAGAUCGAAAUGAAGAAGAUAGUGAAGAAGACUAAUCUUCAGGUGACAUUUUCUAAACGUCGUGCUGGGCUGUUUAAAAAAGCUAGUGAACUUUGCACGCUUUGCGGUGUCGGUGUUGCAAUCAUAGUCUUCUCCCCCGCAGGCAAGGUCUUCUCAUUUGGCCACCCUCGCAUCGAGUCCAUCGUCGACCGGUUUUUCACUCCGAACCCUUCGGGUCGUAAAUUUAUCGCACACCAUAACGUUAUCGAACCUCUUCGAGAUGCGAACAUCCGUGAGCUCAAUGCACAUCUAGCGCAACUUGUUGAGAUGUUUGAAGUUGCAAAAAGGAACGGGGAAGCACUUGAUGAAGUAAGGGAAGCUGGUAGACGGCAAUGGUGGUGGCAAGCCCCGGUUGAUGAACUCGGGUUGAGUGAGCUUCAACAGUUGAGAAAUGCACUCCAGGAGCUGAAGAGAAACGUUUGGAGACAAGUUGAUUUGCUGCCGGCCGCGGUUGAGUCGAGCAAUUGGUGGCCGUUUUCGGCCCCGAAUGGUGGCGGAAUUAGUGGUUUUGGCAGUGAAGGAAAUGAAAUGAAUGCUUCUUCUGGUAUUACUCAAAUGUAUAAUUUUGAUCAGGACCUAUAUGUAGAUUUUUGA